CAAAACAAACUCUCGUGGCUGGUGCAGUUGUGUCUUUCCUUCAAAUCUUUGACGACAUUUUGCUAAAUUACUUAAUAAAUUAUAGCGGUGGCACUUAUGACGCCGAACUCGACCGCCAUGAAGCCCGCAGUGGAUGAGAUGUUUCCGGAAGGAGCGGGUCCUUACGUUGAUCUGGAUGAGGCUGGGGGAAGUACAGGAUUGCUGAUGGACCUGGUUGCCACAGAAAAGGCAGUUCAUGCAGACGUUUUUAAUGACUUUGAGGAGCUGUUUGAUGACGAUGACAUCCUCUGAUCCUCCGAGCGACGAGGAUGAUGAUGAUGAUGAUAUUACUCCGACCUCCCACCCCACACAUACUGACAUUUUUUUCCCUUGUGGAAAAGCAAAGCUGCCAUUUUGCCG
Doryrhamphus excisus (bluestripe pipefish) is the source of this 399-nucleotide messenger RNA. Lineage: Eukaryota; Metazoa; Chordata; Actinopteri; Syngnathiformes; Syngnathidae. The record is from RefSeq and is a predicted model, not a curated record.